Amoebophrya sp. A25 is the source of this 3857-nucleotide messenger RNA. The record is from the annotation of a GenBank genome assembly. NCBI's taxonomy places the organism in Eukaryota, Dinophyceae, Syndiniales, Amoebophryaceae.
UGAGAUAAAUUUUCUCCUGUGCUUCUUCACAUAAGUCUGUUAUUCUGCUGAUGCCUUCUGUACAGUUUGAGGAUCGUCCGCUACUAGUGAUUUCGUGCAGCGAUGUGCAAGAAAUAGAAGCGGAAAUCUGUGUAGAGGGACUACGUUGUAUGAAGAAAGUUCAUUUUCGUUCGCGAUCAUGGUAAUCCGCAAUCGAUCUGGAAUUCACUAGUUCACUCAAGGUGGUCUAACGAAAGUUGUCCUGUCUAAUCAUGAACAGCGAAGAACAUUCCUUUUUCCUGACCUUCCCCCGCAUCAACUUUUCCUUAAGAACUUCAACUUGUGCGAAUCCUUCUUGCCGUGUUGUGAAGAUCGUUGUACUUUUACAAAUUACACGUGAACUUCUAGGUCUACUUCUCGUACCUGUAACUAAGUGUAUGUUUUUAGCGAGUUGCGCCACACUCACGACAUUCACUAGUUUUCCUCGUUCUUCUACAGACGCAGUUGUUUUUUCGUUUCGAAAACGAAAUAAGCUACAAACAUCCACAAAAAUGGGAAACUCCGGAAGCACAAGUGGUGGCUGCUCUUCCUGCUGCGACGAGCGCUCAAAGGUGAAGGGAACCAAGCCACCGAAGGCCCAGGCAGGAACGAAUGCCAGACAAACUGAAGCGUGGGAAAAUUAUGCAAAAAUUUUAGUCUAGAUAAUUAUUCGAAGUACGACUACGAGUGAGGCAUGAUAUGUCGCAUCUUCACGGAAUAAAGAACAUCAGAACUCACCAUUCGAACGAUGGAGAUAUAACUAGUCGUGUCCCGUGUGUUCCGCGGUGGUUGAGAGAGGAGAGGACGAGGAAAAACGAUGGGCGAGAAUCUGCUAGUAGCGGCCAAACCCUGACAACCGAAACGGAAACUCUGACCUUCCGAACUCGGAGGCGCCAAACCCUGACACUCGAACUCUGAGGCGGCAAGCCCUGACAUUGACAGGCCCGGCCACUUGCAAACGUCUCCCAUCCCAAACGCUGACGCGCAAAACUCUGACCCUCCGAACUCGGAGGCGCCAAACCCUGACGUUCGAACUCUGAGGCGCCAAGCCCUGACAUUGCUAUGGCGAACGUCUCCAAAGCCCUGACAUUACCCGGCCCAAACGCGCCCCGUUAACGGCUGCGCGGCAGGCGUCCCCGCUGUCAGCCACUGAGGGCAAGAGCCGCCACUAAGGCCGCUGGGGUUCAGCUCGAGGAGGCGGCAAGCGCUGCCAUUGGCCCGCGUGGCUCCGCCCUUGACUCGCUGGAGCGCUGACUUCCGAAACGCUGACCCUCAAAACUCUGGCUUUCCGAACUCUGAGGCGCCGAACCCUGACAUUCGAACCCUGCGGCCCCAAACGUUGACAUUGGCAGGCCCGGCCACUUGCAAGCGUCCCCCCUCCCAAACUCUGACGCGCAAAACUCUGACCUUCCGAACUCUGAGGCGCCAAACCCUGACACUCGAACCUCGAGGCGCCAAACGUCGACAUUGACAGGCCCGGCCACUUGCAAGCGUGUCCCCUCCCAAACUCUGACGCGCAAAACUCUGACCUUCCGAACUCUGAGGCGCCGAACCCUGAGAUUCGAACUCUCAGGCGCCAAAGCCAAACCCUGACAUUGCCACGCAGGGCGCACCUGGCGAGCGUCUCCAAAGCCCUGACAUUACCCGUCCCAAACGCGCCCGGUGGCCACGUUUAAACCCGUUAACGGCUGCGCGGCAGGUGUCCCCGCUGUCAGCCACUGAGUGCACGGGCCGCCACUAAGGCCGCUGGCAUUCAGCUCGAGGAGGCGGCAAGCGCUGCCAUUGGCCCGCGUGCCUCCGCCUUUGACUCGCUGGGAGGCUGACUUCCCAAACUCUGACUCUCAAAACUCUGGCUUUCCGAAUCCGAACUCUGAGGCGCCAAACCCUGGCAUUCAUUCCAAUCUCUGAGGCGCCAAACGUUGACAUUGACAGGCCCGGCCACUUGCAAGCGUGUCCCCUCCCAAACUCUGACGCGCAAAACUCUGACCUUCCGAACUCUGAGGCGCCAAACCCUGACGUUCGAACUCUGAGGCGCCAAACCCUGACAUUGCCGCUCCGGGUGACUUGUGAACGUCUCCAAAACCCUGACACCCAUGCAAAACCUUGCGAUUCGUUUACGUGUUUGUAACCCUGGCAAGAACCCAACCUUGACAUUUGUUCCCUUUUUCGCCAACCCUGAGAUUCAAAACCCUGGCACGGGUUCAAAACCUUGAGCCUUUGCGGUUAGUGGCGAACCCUGUGAUUCCCUGGCUUCCGCCUUGAAGCCCUGGGAAUCUUGGCCUUUGUUUCCGCCCCCCUUGCGAUUCCCCUUGAUUCGCCUUAUUAAAACCCUGACCACGGACCUCGAUUUUUGUCGUUUAUUAAUUAAUAAAGAGGGAAGAAAUAGCUGGCCUUUCUCAUGGAAAUCUUAAACUACAAGCUGCCGAAUAGAUUCGAAUCAGCAGCUGGCUUUUCUAUAACAGGAAUAAUUGUUACUGAAGAUGAUCAUAUAGCUCAUCUUCUAAGAAGGAACCCAGCUAUACAACCCCGAUGAAGACACGACGGCAUCUGGUAAGAAGCGACCAGGUUUUGGGAUUAGUAUGGCACCAGCCAACAAAGAGAAAGCGCCUAUGGGAAUGACACAAUAUUACAGGCAGGACGAUGCGGCUGAUGAUUACAAGUAUUCUUAGACUUUUUCCAUUUUUAUAUAUUAGGGUUGACGAACAACCUCUUCAUCGAGCGCAUCAACUGACCAUUUACAUAUGGGCUACAACUUUCUCAUAUCUAUUUUCUGUUACUGAUUGUGAUUGUGAUCGCGAUGGAGUUUCCCUUUCCGUCUGGCGAGUCAAUACGUCGAAUGCUGUUUCUGUUCGGGUCGUUUUACAGCACGUAUCUUGGCUUUCGAAUUACAGAUCACUUGGAUGGUGCACGUGACUAUAUUGAAUAUUGUUUUUGUAGCAAGAAAAAAUGAAUGAGUAGACUGAGGCGCUUUUUUUGUAUGAAGACCUUCGCGCAAUCGUUUCUAUUAUCAUAUCCCACUUCAGCCCUGCCACGGACGUUGAUGGUAACAAUGAGCAGCUCCUGUCAGAGGCGCCACAAUAAAAACAGGAGGGUAAAAAUCGAGAAAAGUACAGAUUCUGCACAACCAAGUUGAAGUCGAUGUUCUCCUUGAAAGUACUUCUACCGUUGGAGGUGUAGAAAUUCUAUUAUGUUAUCGAGAAAAUCGACGUGGAUGUUAACUUCUUUCAAAAAUUGUAAUAUUCGGUUUAUUGGACAAGAAUUUCAAUUUUCGACUAUCAUUUAUGCACUCACAAAAAACGUAGUUGUAAUUUCCUGGGAAAAUAAGGGUUUGCAAGUGAACAAAAUACACAAAAACACGAGGAAUACUACCGUUGCCAUAUCAUAGAAAUCAUAGAAUGAUCAUAACUGCAGCUUCUUCGAAUGCCACUUCAUCAUACAUGCUACAUUGCGGGUCUGCAUCAUUUAUCAGCGAUUUAUCUUUUUUUUACCACAAAAAAAGUCUGCACGGGCGACAUGCGGUAAUCGCAUUGAUAGACUUGUUUGGCUACUCGUGAUGGCAGUAAAGGGAGCACUGUGACGAUCAUCGAAUAUUCAAACCGUCUGGAGCGUACUCAUGCAUAGUGAUAGAUGUUGUCUUUGGGAAAUGGCCUUACUAUUCAAUUGUCAAAACCAGCACAGGGAUGGGCGAUAUUUACUCGACCUUGUGUUCGGGAUGACACAGGAUCGCCGGAAUUCACUGCGUUAAGUUGUUUGGAAACAUAAACUUUGUUAAGGCUCGUCUAUCACUAACACUAUCCCAUCUGGAGUAUGCGAAGUAGUGGCCCCGCCCCUUAUUUCAC